GGGCUGUUGGUUCCUCAUUAUCAUGGGCCGGGCUAGCCUGGGCCACACUGUUAUCGUCGUCGAGAAAAACCCCAUGGGUGUGUGUAGUGUGUCUCCCUUUAGAGCGGAAAACUGGCAGUUACACUUGCUUGAAAUGUAUCUUUUAUUUAAUAAAACUAGUUUCCAGGCUUGUCUCGGAUAGCCCGACGGGUCCACUCGAAGAGAAGAAGUAGGAAGUGCAAAGGAAUGCUCGGUAAAGAGAACAGACGGUCAUACCAAGAGUUCAACGAUGAUGAGAAUGAAGACACGCAGUCUCCGGGCUUCUUUGACAAUCCCACUGCAGAGCUGGAUCGCGACGAGCCCAAAAGCCGCGUCUCGCAAGAGGAUGACACCAGGGAAAACAGUCCACCGGUGAGAUUCAGCAAAGCCUGCCUGAAGAACUUCUUCACCGUGGUGCUGAUCUUCAUCUACCUGCUGCUGACCGGGGUGGCCGUGUUCCUGGCCUACCAGACCAUCUCCGACUUUCUGGAGAGAUUCCACCACCCGGUUAUGUCUGUCACCUACAAGGAGGUGGACUCCUUUUCACCCCCAGGUAUCGCUCUGUUUCCCGGCAAAGCUCAGCUGUUGAGCUGCCGACAUCAUUACCAUGACAACAUCCCACCUUUAGUGGACCCUGGCAAGCACCAAGAGGGAGACUGUGUGAUUAAUGACGUGACUUACAUCGGACCAUUUACCAAUCAGACUGAGAAAAGAGCUCUGGUGGUCCGCGGCCCGUCUGACGUCAGAAACAAAGAGCUGAUCUUCAUGCAGUUCAGCCUUAAUGAAACAGAGGAGGACUUCAGCGCCAUCUCUUACAUGCUUUUUGCCAAUUUUAGUGACUUGAUUGAGAGUGCCAAUAAAUCCGGCUUCAUGAGGGAUUGUGAGAGCAACUACUCCAUGUGGACUUUCUCUGGAGGAUUCAGAACCUGGGUCAAGAUGUCUUUAGUGAGGACGUCUGGCAAAAACAAUGAAGCUGUCGAGUUUCGGCAAGAGUCCGCUGUGGUAAAAUUCAAUGACAAAAGGCCUGCAUCAGAAAAAAACAAUGAGCUCUUCUUUGCUGUCUUUGAAUGGCGGGAUCCUUUUAUGCAAGACAUCAGACUGAUAGUGACUGCAAAUCCCUGGAACUCUGUAGCCAUUCUCUGUGGCGUCUUCAUGGCUCUCUUCAAGGCUGCUAAUUUUGCUAAACUCACGAUUCAGUGGAUAAUCCGAAUGCGUAAGAGGCAUCUGAGGAAUAAAGCCCGGGAGCUGAACCAAAUAACCUGAACCACUUUGCAGAAAAGCACUGAUGACACAAUCUGACGAGCUCCAAAUGAUCCAAGUGAGGUUUUUUUAGGUCACUACUUGCACCGUUUUCUAAUCCAUAACAUUUGUUAGAACAUAACACUUUAUAGAUACAGCGAUAUGUUGAAACUGAAUACCACUGCAAGAUGAAUCAUUUCC
Molecule: messenger RNA, 1458 nt
Organism: Etheostoma spectabile (orangethroat darter)
Lineage: Eukaryota; Metazoa; Chordata; Actinopteri; Perciformes; Percidae
Gene: pacc1
Product: proton activated chloride channel 1
Exons: 8
Coding region: 226-1281 (351 amino acids)
Source: RefSeq, a predicted model, not a curated record